CUGAUGUGAAUGGUUUGCAAUAUGCAAAAGAGUAGGUCUUGCAUUGGUUGGGCGCAAGACACAGAACUCCCAUUUGAAGUAGAUGCUCUACUUUGUACAAUAAGGCGUGUGCUUUUUGCCACCUCUUGUCUGAAGGAGUUACACCCCCUAGCACCUUAAGGCUGCUUUUCACCUUUGGCUACCCCGGGAAAAAGUAUAUUCUUUCUUGAGCUGUGCAUCAAACACUGAAAUAAUUUUCCAUGAAAUCUAUGGAGUCUCUUGAAUUAUCUUGGAGCCUUAUAUACAGAAAAUGUGUAUAUAACUUAUCUGGCUGCCUAUACCCUUUUUGUACUGGUACCUUUACCUUCCUUAAGGUAACUUAUCUCACAAAUCUAGGACAUACACAUAAGCUUUCAAUUCCUAGUGCAUGAGGCUCCAACAUUGGUGUGGUCUGGCAGGCUUGAUGUAGGCAAUGAAUUGAAUCCUUAGCCCUGUGCGUGUAAAGGGAACUUCCUCUGCCACUAGAAACAAUGACAUUGAAUCACAUAUUUAGAAAUGGAUGGACCAGCUGGCCGAGGUGGUGCUGGCCUGGACAUGUUUCUACCAAAUUAUAAAUUGGGAAAAACACUCGGGAUUGGAUCUUUUGGCAAGGUGAAAAUUGCAGAACAUGUGUUGACUGGCCAUAAGGUUGCGAUCAAGAUCCUUAACCGACGCAAGAUAAAGAACAUGGAAAUGGAAGAAAAAGUGAGAAGAGAAAUCAAAAUUUUAAGAUUGUUCAUGCAUCCUCACAUUAUUCGACUUUAUGAAGUCAUAGAAACUCCAACUGACAUAUAUGUUGUCAUGGAGUAUGUGAAGUCUGGAGAGCUUUUCGAUUACAUAGUAGAGAAGGGUAGGUUGCAGGAAGAUGAAGCUCGUAAUUUUUUUCAGCAGAUAAUCUCUGGGGUGGAGUACUGUCACAGGAAUAUGGUGGUUCAUAGAGAUUUGAAGCCUGAGAAUUUACUUUUGGACUCCAAAUGUAAUGUCAAGAUUGCUGAUUUUGGCUUGAGCAACAUCAUGCGUGAUGGUCACUUUCUUAAAACAAGUUGUGGAAGCCCUAACUAUGCAGCUCCUGAGGUUAUCUCUGGGAAAUUGUAUGCUGGACCUGAAGUGGAUGUCUGGAGCUGUGGUGUAAUUUUAUAUGCCCUUCUUUGUGGCACCCUUCCUUUUGAUGAUGAAAAUAUUCCAAAUCUCUUCAAGAAAAUAAAGGGUGGGAUUUACACUCUUCCCAGUCAUCUAUCACCCGGUGCUAGAGAUUUGAUACCAGGGAUGCUUGUGGUUGACCCUAUGAGGAGAAUGACCAUACCUGAGAUCCGUCAACACCCAUGGUUCCAAGCUCGACUUCCACGCUAUUUAGCUGUGCCACCACCAGAUACAAUGCAACAGGCCAAAAAGAUUGAUGAGGAGAUCCUUCAGGAAGUGGUGAAAAUGGGAUUUGACAGGAAUCAAUUGGUUGAAUCUCUUGGGAACAGGAUACAAAAUGAGGGUACUGUGGCAUACUAUUUGUUAUUGGACAACCGAUUUCGUGUUUCCAGUGGCUAUCUUGGAGCUGAGUUUCAAGAGACCAUGGAUUCCGGUUUUAAUCAAAUGCAUUCCAGUGAACUUGCUUCUUCAGUUGUUGGAAACCGCUUUCCAGGCUACAUGGAAUAUCCAGGAGUAGGAUCGAGGCAACAGUUCCCUGUUGAAAGGAAAUGGGCCCUUGGGCUUCAGUCUCGAGCCCAUCCUCGUGAAAUAAUGACUGAGGUUCUUAAAGCUUUGCAAGAAUUAAAUGUUUGUUGGAAGAAGAUUGGUCACUACAACAUGAAGUGUAGGUGGGUUGCUGGCAUUCCUGGUCACCACGAAGGAAUGGUUAACAAUAAUGUGCAUAGUAAUCAUUACUUUGGAGAUGAUUCCAACAUUAUUGAGAAUGAUGCUGUUUCUACUUCAAAUGUGGUCAAGUUUGAAGUGCAGCUUUACAAAACCCGGGAAGAAAAGUAUCUGCUUGAUCUUCAAAGGGUGCAGGGUCCACAGUUUCUUUUCUUGGAUCUAUGUGCUGCUUUCCUUGCACAGCUUCGUGUCCUCUAGAGCGAAGAGCUUAGGCUCACCAGAGACAUAAAUAUGCCUUGUGUUUCAUGUGAAUAAGCUUACAUUGUACAUACAAGUAUCUUUUCGGUCCAAGCUUAUCCUCUGUUUUCUACCCGUUUAUCUGUGGGUAAACAUUAUAAUGAGCCAAUCCCAAGUAUGGGAUUUGCUUCGUUAACAAUGGUGCUCGACUAGGUUUUCCUUUCUCUUGGUGAUUUUAAUUUUAUCAGUGUAAUGAAUUAUAUGGGGAAUGUCUUAAAAGAAUUAGCCCCAACUGACAGUGAUAUAUGUAUGGUUAUCAACCAAAUGCUGUAAACGACUGUUGCCAUUGGAAGGGAUGUCUAGGCUGCUUCUAACUUUUGCAGAUUAGUCUUUGUUGUCCUAUAAAUGUAAUUUCAUAUUACUCGUGUAUGAAUGCUAUGUAACGACUGUGUUCAUCCGACGAGCCAUUUCGUAGAGUGCAACCGUUCCUAUCUCAAUUACUUAACAAAUUUUAGAUUUCCAGGA
Messenger RNA from Glycine soja, 2583 nucleotides. Its product is annotated as SNF1-related protein kinase catalytic subunit alpha KIN10. The record is from RefSeq and is a predicted model, not a curated record. Gene Ontology annotation, biological process: intracellular signal transduction; protein phosphorylation. Gene Ontology annotation, molecular function: protein serine/threonine kinase activity; ATP binding. Bases 535 to 2079 code for a protein of 514 amino acids. Lineage: Eukaryota; Viridiplantae; Streptophyta; Magnoliopsida; Fabales; Fabaceae. The transcript has 11 exons.